AUUAAUGAUCUUAUUGGUGAUAUCAUCUAUUAUAUGCUUACAUGCAUAUGAGAUUGAUGUGAAUACCUUUUCUAACUAUUUGGAUGUUCAAAAUAGACAUCUUCAUUUAGAAUGGUUAUUGAACAUGGAUAAGAAAUACAUCAAUGCUUCAUCUUCUUAUUCAUUUUAAGUUGUAGGUCGUUCAAUCAACAAAGUAUAGACAUUACUUUAUUCUAGAUUUCCCUUGAUAUCUAUAAACUUAACAUCUAUUCUACAUACCUUUAAAAUGGAAUAUUACUUCCACAUACAAUUGACAGUCCAUAUGCUGACUCUGAUCAAGGUCAACGCCUAAAUAUUCAACUAGAUAGAACUUAUUACAGAGGUGAAUAUAUAGAAUUAUCAAUCAAAUACUCUAUUGAUUCUAGAUCCAGAUCCAUUAGCUUCAUGACAAAAGAAUAAACUUCCACUAAAAGUACUAUAAUCUCUAACUUUAGCUAUGCCAUAUCUAUUCUCAUAAUGUGAAGAUGCAAACUGUAGAGCAUUGGCUCCUUUAUAGGAUACUCCAGCAAUCAAGUAAACUUACACUGCUACCAUCAUAUACAAAGAUACUGAGGCAUAAGAUGUUUUCAUGUCAGCUGAUGAAAGUAAAGAUCAAUUCAAAAUUCUUAAUAAACCACUAGAUGAAGCUAAUUUCAAUUGGAAAUAUAAAUAUUUUAUUCAAAAUGUCCCAAUUCCAAGUUAUCUUAUUGCUAUUGUGGCAGGUAACAUUUAAAAGGUUCCAACAAGUGCUGGAAUUAGAACAUUUUUGGUUAGUGAACCUGAUAAAAUUGCUGCCUACACUGAAGAAUUAAAAGAAAUGGAAUAAUUCUUAUAAGCAAUUGAACAAUAUAUUGGACCCUAUACAUGGGGUACUUACACAUUAGUAAUUUAACCUCCUUCAUUCCCUAUUGGUGGUAUGGAGAAUCCACUUUUAACAUUUGCUAAUCCUUCUAUCAUGACAGGAACAGGUAGUGGUUUAGCAGUAACUAUUCACGAAAUGGCACAUUCCUGGUUUGGUAAUACAAUCACAUGUGUUAAUUGGGCUAAUAUGUGGAUUAAUGAAGGAUUCACAGUAUUUCUAGAGAGAAAAGCAUCUUUAAUCCACUAUAAGAUACCUGAUGAUAUUAAAUUAAAUGCUAUCAUAGGAAAUACAUCUAUGUAUUAAGAUAUGCUUGGUUAUGGAUUAGAUAGUAAUUUUUCUUCAUUACAUCCUGAUACAACAGGACUUAAUCCAGAUGAUUCUUUCAGUGAAAUCCCUUAUGAAAAAGGAUAUUAAUUUUUAACUUAUUUAGAAUCUAUAGUAGGGGAAGUAGACUUUUAAAAUAUGCUUAGAGCAUAUUUAGCAUAAUACAAAUAUUAAUCUAUUGAUCAAAAAGAAUUUUAGAACUUUUUAUUAAGAUAUUUGUAUGAAUAAGGUGUAGAUGAUUAUUCUACAAAGAGAUAUAAGAUUUUAGAAAAUUGGAAUAAAUGGGUAUACUCUCCAGGAUUACCACCAGUAUUUCUUGAUUUUUCAACCAAUAAGCUUACUUAAGCUUUAGAUUAUUCUAAUGCUUAUAUUACAGCCGAUGGUAAAUAACCACCAAAUUGGUAAGAUUAUAAAGACUUUUUGCAUUCAUAAAAGCAAGUUUUCUUAGAAGAUCUUUUUAAGAAAGCUGAAAGCAAAUUGUUAAAAUUGAAUGUUGUUAAUUAAAUUGAUAAGGAUUUAAAGUUAACUGAAGAGAAUGAUUAUGAAUUAAAGUUUAGAUGGUUCAGAGCAAUUCUAACAGUAGGAGACAAAAGUAGAUUUACAUAGGUAGCAGAUUUUCUUGGAUCUGUAGGAAGAGGUAAAAUGGUUUAUCCAGUUUAUAGAGCUUUAAAUUAAUUGGAUCAGUAUUAUUUUAUUGUAUUUUAGUGAUUUUGCUGUUUAAACAUUCCGAAGUCAUGAAGCAUUUUAUCAUCCAAUUGCUAGAAAUAACAUUAUAAACAUCCUUGGAUUAAAAGACUCAUUUAUAUAAUGAAAAUAAAUC
Messenger RNA from Paramecium primaurelia, 2024 nucleotides. Lineage: Eukaryota; Ciliophora; Oligohymenophorea; Peniculida; Parameciidae. The record is from the annotation of a GenBank genome assembly.